Molecule: messenger RNA, 288 nt
Organism: Adineta ricciae
Lineage: Eukaryota; Metazoa; Rotifera; Eurotatoria; Adinetida; Adinetidae
Source: the annotation of a GenBank genome assembly
AUGGCAAGAAUUUGGUCCAAUGGUGCAUGUAAAUCAAGACAUGCUGUAGCUCAACAAGAUCGUGGUGAAUUUAUGAAAACAUUGGAAACACGUCAACAAACUUCACCGAAAACUUUAAAAGUAAUCGAAAUAUCAAUGAACUACGAAUUGUCCUUUCAAAGUAAAUAUUCUGCAUCAGUGGUAUCUGAACGCUUCUAUUUGAUAGAUUAUAAGAUGUUAUGUGAAUAUGAUCAUCGUAGUUCAAUAGAAGCUAAAAACUUUAGCUCAACUUCCAACUCAUUUGCAUAA